UUGUCCGGAAGUAUGGCGGAAGGUGGAGACGAAAAUGAAGACAACCCGUUUUCUUUUAAGAAAUUUGUUGUCCCAAAAGAAGCAGAACAAAAUAAAGCAGCAGAAGACAUUACUCCAACACAUAAUGGACAGGUCCUCGACAUUUUGCCUGACAUCGGCGAUUCGUCAAACAAAAACCGGCGCAAAGACCGCUCAACCUUGGUUAUAUCUGAUGAUGAAAAACCAGUAAAUACUAGUAGCAGUAAUCAGAGACCUAAAAAGAAGAAAAAUGGAGAUGCAAACCCAUUUUCAUUCAAGAAGUUUUUAUCUGGAAGCUCGUCAAGUGCAGGAGCGCGACCAAAAACAUAUAAUAAUACUCAAAAUAUUGGCAAUAGCAGUCCUCGUGUAGCUCCAGACUUUGCAAGUGAUUUGCCUGAUUUUGUUCAGAACCAUUUUAGUGAUCAUUCUCAUGACUUAAAUCUUCCCGACUUUGCCAUUUCUAGUCAGCCAAGUAACAACACAGGGUUAAACUCACAUAAUAAUGAAGAUUCUGGUGAUAAUAUAUAUAGUGCUGACAGUGACAAUCAUGUGAACUCUGACCCUGAGCCAGUUGCUAUGGUAUCAGGAGGCACCACAAGGUUGCCAGAUUUUUUAUCGGAUGGAAUAUUAAAAAAUGACUGUGAUCAUAGUGACAAUAGAAUUUCUACUUUAGAAGUAAAUGGGGACUAUGAACUAGAACUUAGAAGGUUACGAGAAGAAAAUUCCAUGUUACGCACACAGUUGGAAGAAGCCAGAAGAGAAGCUGUUACAGAGUCACAAAGAUGCCAUAAGAUGAAGAAGGAUAUGGAAGACUUACAGAAGAAAGAAGCAGAAGAGAAUACUGCUUUAGAGAAUAUGGUUCAACAGAUAGAGGCUAAUCUAACUAUUACAACAAAAAGAGCAGUUCAAGCAGAAACUACAGUCAGCAAACUACAAUCUGAUGUUAAAGGUUUACAGAAACAAGUGACAUCAUUGAGAUCAGAGAAUGAUUUACUGCGAUCAGGGGACCAUGGUUUGGCUGAGAUCAGAGAGAGGACAAAAUAUUCAUCAGAACAAUUAGCCAGUGCAGCUAACACUGCUGAACAAAGUUUAAAACAACUUUUACAAGGAGUUGAUCAAAUGAAGAUCUUAGCACAAGUCUUAUCUUCCAUAGAUAAAAUAUCUGAGGAACCAGUAGAGGACCAGCAUAUAGAUGGACAAAAUUCUAAAAAUAAACAUAAACAGAACAAAAAAACUGACAAAGAUGUCACAUGACAUGGGGUGAUAUUUUCAUUGGUGAUGUAAAAGGAGACUCAGUCUCAAUUUCAUAAUCAGCCUCGCUUUCAUUUUGAUUUUCAGUUUCAGAUUUAUUUAUUUAUUGAUACAAUUGUUAAAACAAUUGAAACUUAAAUAAUGGAUAUGAGAUUUAAUCAUUUAAGACUGGAUCAAGAUGUAUGAGAAAAUCCAAAACUACAAUUGUAAAAUGAUGAAAUUCAUUCAAAUCAUUUUAAACUCAUCUUGUGUCCAUCAUGCACUUCAUGUGUUCAAAGGAAUAUUUUGAUCAUUAUAUCAUCAUUGAUAAAAUAUCAGCUGCUCCAUCUGUAAUCAAAGCUUUUUUAUUAUUGUUAUUAUCAAAGGAGACGGAGUUGUUUUUUAUUGACUUAUAUUAUUUUAUUUAAGUUUUGAGCGCACAUCCAAUUUUGUUUUUAUCACCUAGCAGGGAAGGCUUAAAUACUGGUUGAUUUAUCAUUUAUUGAAGCUUAUUAAAAUGUAGAUCAUCUUGCAAUAUUUUCCAUAAGUACACAUUUCAUUGUCAGUGUCUGUCAUUAUUGCUAUGCCAUUGUAAGAAGAAGGAAUCAGCUGUCAGCCUUCGGUAUUAUUUUCUUAUGUGGAAAUUAAUCAUUGGACCUGCUAUGAUAUUGUUUUUGCCAUUUACUUAAUGUGUCCAACCCAGCUAAGUAUCAAAGUUGGUGAAUAGCAAUGGUCUAUAUUUUGACCAUGUGUAACUAUUAAAAAUUUAUGAUGAUUACAUUAAAAAAACUGUUAUAAACAUGAAAGAUAUACAGUAAUAAACUAUUUACACUUUAGACAAAAUGUAAAAAGAAUUGUCAUGCAGGAUGCUGAUUAUUGUUCUAUAAUAAUAAAUAUAUGGACACUGAAUGAAAGU
Messenger RNA from Mytilus trossulus (common blue mussel), 2164 nucleotides. Its product is annotated as endosome-associated-trafficking regulator 1-like. Bases 13 to 1272 code for a protein of 419 amino acids. The record is from RefSeq and is a predicted model, not a curated record. Gene Ontology annotation, biological process: positive regulation of protein localization to cilium; positive regulation of cilium assembly; regulation of cytokinesis. The transcript is spliced from 7 exons. NCBI's taxonomy places the organism in Eukaryota, Metazoa, Mollusca, Bivalvia, Mytilida, Mytilidae. Gene Ontology annotation, cellular component: ciliary basal body; midbody; recycling endosome.